This is a messenger RNA of Raphanus sativus (radish), 786 nucleotides long. Its product is annotated as NAD(P)H-quinone oxidoreductase subunit O, chloroplastic. The record is from RefSeq and is a predicted model, not a curated record. The transcript is spliced from 6 exons. Gene Ontology annotation, cellular component: plasma membrane. Gene Ontology annotation, molecular function: oxidoreductase activity, acting on NAD(P)H, quinone or similar compound as acceptor. Lineage: Eukaryota; Viridiplantae; Streptophyta; Magnoliopsida; Brassicales; Brassicaceae. Bases 78 to 554 code for a protein of 158 amino acids.
UUUGAGAGGCCAGCCAUUGCGGUCUUAUCCCAAAAUCCCAACCAAACACAGAGAAAUUUUCUUGGUGGUCUUCUCCAAUGGCGUUCUCAGCGACUCUGUCUCAGCUUUCUUCUCUUUCGACAAUCUCCUCUUCACUGCCACUUUCUUCUAGAAGCUUCCCUCUUCGAGCUCAGACUCAGUUCAGAGUCAAAGCAGAGGCAGAGAAUGAGAAACAGAGCACACAGACUAAAUCCGAAGCGGAAGCUUCACCAGCUUCAACCAAAACCCCUAAAACUCUUCCCAAGAAACCGGUUUACUCGAUGAAGAAGGGUCAAAUCGUUCGUGUAGACAAGGAGAAGUACCUCAACAGCAUCAAUUACUUGUCAGUUGGUCAUCCUCCUUUCUACAAAGGACUAGAUUACAUCUAUGAAGAUCGCGGCGAGGUCCUUGACAUUCGUGUCUUUGAGACAGGAGAGUAUGCCCUUGUUGGAUGGGUCGGUAUCCCAACCGCACCGGCUUGGCUACCAACAGAUAUGCUCAUCAAGUCCGAGAAACUUGUUUACGAGCGACUAUAGAGUCCACAAGUCUCCAAGAAGAAUGCAACUGAUACGAUGGGUUGUGAGAUGAAUGAUAACACAAUGGAACCACCAUGAUCAUGUCAAGAGUUAUACAAUGUAUCAAAUGAGUUACCGCAGUCAAAAAAACUGUUGUGGAAUGGAAAAAAAAUGUGAUGAGACUGAAUCUUACAAAAAGAAUGCAGCUUCCAUAGUUGCAUACCUAAACCAAUCUACACUCCUUUAUUGCUGA